UCUGCCCAAAUCUCCUCCCUUCUCUCCUCCCCUUCCCCUUCCCUCCCCACCAAUGUCUCUUUCAAAAUGGCUGGGAUCCCUUUGUAUUUUGUGGAUUUGCAGGAUGACUUAGAUGAUUUUGGGUUUGAAGACUAUGGACCAGAUUGUGAUAGCAUGAGGAUAACUGCGUUCUUGGACAUUCCAGGGCAAGAUAACUUGGCUCCGCUUGCACGUCUGGAAAAAUAUGCUUUUAGCGAUAAUAUCUUUAACAGGCAAAUCAUUGCUAGAGGUCUACUUGAUGUUUUUCGAGAUUUCAGUCAUAAUGAGGAAGAUUACUUGACCGUAAUGGCAAUAGUAGUUCGGCUCUCUGAAGAUACAGAGCCAACUGUACGCACAGAAUUAAUGGAGCAGAUACCACCCAUUACCAUUUUCCUACAGGAAAGUAGGCCAAACUUCCCUACAGCUUUUUCUGAGUAUCUUAUGCCCAUUGUGGUGAGAUACCUUACAGAUCCAAAUAACCAGGUCAGGAAAGCAAGCCAGGAUUCGUUACUGAUACUACUAGAACAAGGUCUUGUUUCUCAGCCAGAUAUUGAAAAUAAAGUGUGUCCAAUCCUGCUGGACCUUUCUGCUCCAGACAGUGAUGAUGAAUACAAAGUAGAAGCAGUAAAUAUAAUAUGCAAAAUGUCUUCAAUUGUCAACAAAUCGACUGUUGAACGCCUGCUUCUUUCUCGUUUCUGUGAGCUCUGUAGUGACGGGAAGCUUUUUCAAGUUCGGAAGGUUUGUGCAGCGAACUUUGGAGAUAUUUGCAGUGCUGUUGGGCAAGAGGCCACAGAAAAUAAUUUGAUUCCAAAGUUUUUUGAGCUCUGCUCUGACAGUGUUUGGGGCAUGCGGAAAGCCUGUGCCGAGUGCUUUAUGGCUGUUUCUUAUACCAUUUCGCCUGAAGUUCGGAGGACCAAGUUGUCUCCCCUCUUUAUCAACCUCAUCAGUGACCCAUGCAGAUGGGUACGUCAAGCUGCUUUCCAGUCACUUGGGCCAUUUAUUUCUACUUUUGCAAACCCUUCCAGUGCUGGCCUUUAUAUUCGAGAGGAUGGGACGCUCAGUAUCCGACCUUCCAGUCCCUGUCCAGCUGCCAAAAAUGCAAACAGCGUGUCAUCUAGUUCUGAGGAGCCAACCGAAAAUAAAUUGGAAACAUUGACAGAGAAGUCUUCUGUUAACUGCACUGCAUCAAGUUCAGGUGCACAAGAAGAAAGUUCACCCGGACGUGUUAAUUUUGGAGUUAAUCAAAUUAUAUUCAAUCAGAGUCACAAUGCUGGUCCUUUUGUGACUAAAGAUAUUAAAGACUGUGAAGUCAACAGUUAUCAGGGAAUGAACUCAGGAGUCCAGUCUGCUGAUGAUGUGUUUAAUACUUUCUUAUACUGGCGUCCACCUCUUCCUGACAUUAGCCAGGAUUUGGAGCUGCUUCAGUGCAAAACUGAGAUACAUGAAGGGACCUGCUCAAUGUCUGAAGUUCUGUGCAAUAACUGUGUGGCCAGCAGUGAGAUUAAAAAAGUUCUGCAGAGUUUGCAGGAGCAUAUGGAUGACCCAGAUGUUCAAGCUCAGGUCCAAGUAUUAUCUGCUGCACUCAGAGCUGCUCAUCUGGAUUCAGUCAGCGACUAUGCCAUCAAACAGAAUGAAGAAGUUAAUGGUGACCCCAAGGAAGAUGCAGCCGUUUUGGACCUUGAAACAAGUACAGUGAAUGAGAGCAAUCUGUCUUCAUUACCAAGCCAGGAGGAGGUGAUUAAUCCAUCCACUCCAACUGUGAUUAAAAAUGUGGAGUUAGAAGAGCAACAGAAUGGGACCAGUAAAGUUUUAGAGGCUGAUGAGAAUGAACCACUUCUGGAAGAGGAUAAAUCAAAAUUACAGGAUAUUAUACCACAGCCUUUAUUGGACCAAUACUUAUCUAUGACAGAUCCUGCUCGUGCACAGACUGUUGAUACAGAAAUCGCAAAGCACUGUGCAUACAGUCUUCCUGGAGUAGCCUUAACAUUGGGCCGGCAGAAUUGGCACUGUUUGAAAGACACAUACGAAACAUUGGCAUCUGAUGUACAGUGGAAGGUGCGUCGGACCCUUGCUUUCUCCAUUCAUGAGCUAGCUGUCAUCUUGGGAGAUCAGCUAACAGCAGCAGAUCUGGUGCCUAUUUUUAAUGGCUUCUUAAAAGAUCUGGAUGAAGUGCGCAUUGGAAUCCUUAAACAUCUUUAUGACUUCCUUAAGCUCCUUCAUGCUGACAAAAGACGGGAAUAUCUUUACCAGCUUCAGGAAUUCGUGGUUACAGAUAACAGUAGAAAUUGGCGGUUUCGUUAUGAACUUGCAGAGCAACUCAUUUUGAUACUUGAGCUCUACAAUCCCAAUGAUGUAUAUGACUAUUUAAGGCAUAUUGCACUCACUCUCUGCUCAGAUAAAGUCUCUGAAGUCAGGUGGAUCUCCUUCAGGCUGGUUGUAGCAAUACUACAAAAAUUUUAUGUGAACAAUGCAAACUCUUUGGGAUUAAAUUUCAUUAAUGAGCUGAUUGUAAGGUUUCGCCAUUGUUCUAAAUGGGUUGGAAGACAAGCAUUUGCUUUCAUCUGCCAAGCAGUGGUGGAAGAAGAAUGCAUGCCUGUUGACCAUUUUGUUGAACAUCUGCUACCCAGCCUUCUCAGCUUGGCUUCUGAUCCUGUGCCAAAUGUAAGGGUUCUGCUUGCUAAAGCUCUGAGGCAAACACUCUUGGAAAAAGCAUAUUUUAGAAGUGUGGGCAACCCCCAUCUUGAAGCUGUGGAAGAGACUGUUCUAGUUCUACAGACAGACAGAGAUCAAGAUGUUUCCUUUUUUGCCACCAUCAAGCCAAAAUGCAAUAACAUACGGAUUACUUCGCUUGAAAAACAAAAUUAAUUUUGUUUUCCUCUGGACCCCAACAUGAUUAACCAGCAAAGAGGUUCCUGCUUUGUCUACUAACCUGAUGAAGACUGAAUCAAGUAACCAAUGCAAUCUAAGCGAAAAGGGCUUCUUCUUAAUUCACAUUUAAAUGAAGAAUAUGCUGACCUUUUAUCUACCGACUGGUAAUAGUGAUGUAGAAUAUUCAACAAUCAUGCUGUCUUCAUUUUUUCUUACACAAACAUGAGUAAUACUCAUGUACAAAAAGUUCAGUAUUGUAUAUGUGUGUGUAUAUAUAUAUCUAUGUAUAUGUUCAUGUUCCCCUGGUGGCGCAGCAGGUUAAACCGCUGAUCUGCUGAACUUGCCGACCGAAAGGUUGGUGGUUCUAAUCUGGGGAGCGGGGUGAGCUCCCACUGUCAGCCCCAGCUUCUGCCAACCUAGCAGUUAGGGAAACCUUUACCUAUAUGUUCAUGUGAGCUUACACAAAUUCACAGCUUCAGAACAGGAGUAUAUACUUUUCUAUAUAAGAGAAGGAAAGUGGCUGCUUGGUUGGAGUCCAGAGUGACUCACAAAGCUUUAGCCAGUGAACAAUUUAAAAAGUGAAGCUUUUCCCCAUUGUAUUAUAAAUUGUUCCAUGGUUAGUGGCACCAUGUUUUAUUAUAUUAAGUCAUUCAAAGUGAUCAUAAUGUGCUCCUGAAAACUGGAAAGAACUCAGAAAACGUGACUCCAUCUUUACAACACCCCCAAACAACACAAUUGUCUUGUUAGAGAAAUAGUAUUUUGGCGGCUUUCCCCGCAAAGUAGAUGGUUGUUUUUCCUUCAACAGAGGGUUUCGUAUUACGAAUGCAUGAUAUGGCACAGGUUGGGUGUUUAUGUUUCAUUAAUGAAACAUCAUAGUGGAUUUUUUUUUAAAAAAAUCGCCCGCUGUUAAUUAAUCGCCUUUUCCACUGAGGAUGUGAUGUCUAAUCCUGUAAACACAUUCUCAAGCUACUUACUUCAGAAAUAGUACAUACAGUGUAUUGGGUCUACUCUAUAAUAAUACGGUCUCCUAGUUUUCAGUACUGGAUUGUUAGUGUUCAGUAAUGCAGUAUGACUGAGAUUUGUUCUAAAUUCUUGUUUCUAUUUGGGAAAUAUAAAUUGCAGUUGAGAAUGUAAAUUCCCCAAGAAUACAUCAAGUCUUUUUACUUAAAUAUGUGGAGCCCCUGAUGGUGCAAUACAUUAAACCCUUGUGCCAGCAGGACUGCUGACCAACAGGUUGGCGGUUCGAAUCCAGGGAGCGUGGGUUGGGCUCCCUCUGUCAGCUCCAGCUCCCCAUGCAGAGACAUGAGAGAAGCCUCCCACAGGAUGGUAAAACAUCAAACAUCUGGGUGUCCCCUGGGCAGCGUCCUUGCAGAUAGCCUAUUCUCACACACCAGAAGCAACUUGCAGUUUCUCAAGUCACUCCUGACAUGAAAAAAACAAAACCUUAAAUAUGUAUGGAAGUUCAAAGUUAUGAGAAUUCUUUAUUUUGAGUAAUUAGUGUUUCUCUCUUUUGGAAGAUUAUUAGAAAGUUUUGUAUAAAGUGUGGGAUCCAGUCCUGAUGGUGCACACCUGCUCCCCAAACCUCCAUUUGAUUGUGUUCCCAAAUCAUCCUCCAAAGCAUAGUUCGUUGGGUGUGGGAGGCCACACACGGAAAAGAGAGUCAACAGCGUGCCAUACAGCAGGGUUUACUUUCUUUUAUGUAUAUACAGUAGAAAUGUAUUGCAUAUAUUCACAGACUAUUCUUGAUCCCCGAUGUUUGGAUUUAUUGCUGAAGGCUAUGACGACAGUAACAAAAAUCUGGGCUUCUUUUUUCUCUUGGAUAGGAUUUACAAUACAAAUAUCGCAAAUUUAAAUAAGUGAAAAUAUAAGUGGGAAAAUGGAUGACCAAUGUGAUCUGAAUAUUAUGCUGUUAAGUACUACGAUGCACAAAAGGGUCUUAGGAAAAAAUAGUGAAACUGAAGACUGAUAAAUCUAUCUAUGGUUAUCCGUGAAAAGUUGGCAUGUACAAGAGUGCAAUUCAUACAAGCACUGUAGGAACUUGAGAUUAUGUGUGGUGUCAAAGGCUUUCAUGGCCGGACUUACUUGGUUGCUGUGAGUUUUCCAGGCUGUAUGGCUAUGUGCCAGAAGCAUUCUCUCCUGAUGUUUCACCCACAUCCAUGGCAGGCAUCCUUAGAGGUUGUGAGGUCUGUUGGAAACUAGGCAAGUAGGGUUUAUAUAUCUGUGAAAUGUUCCGGGUGGGAGAGAGAACUCUGUUUAAAGCAAGUGUGAAUAAACCCCACAUGCCUAGUUUCCACAGAUAUAUAAACCCCACUUGCCUAGUUUCCAACAAACUUCACAACCUCUGAGGAUGUCUGCCAUAGAUGUGGGUGAAACAUCAGGAGAGAAUGCUUCUGGAACAUGGCUAUACAGCCCAGAAAACUCACAGCAACUCAGAUUAUGUGGCUUGCACAUAAGAAAAUGAUGUAAAUAAUGUAAGUGUUCAGCAUGAAUAGUUCAUGGGUGUGAUCACUGCUGGAAGUAAAUAUUGUGAAUCGAAGCAUAAAUAUAACAGUUUUACAGAAGGGCCGUAACAGUUAUGAAACAAUUUUCUUUUCAGGUUUUUUUAAAUCGAAUAAGUAGCCAUUAGAGAUGGAAGUACAGAAAGUGUCAGAGGGAACAUUGACUGUAUUUGCUGGAUAUUUUUUAAAAACAUGUAGCAAAAGAAGUCUCAUUUAAUAGCAAAUUAAAUUGUUCCAUUCAGUAUUUGUCUUUUAGCUAAAUAGGCCACAAUUGUGUUCUCUUCAGCAUCUUUGGAUCAUUAAGUGGUUGCCUUGUCUGGAUUCUCAGUCUACUUCCUGGUAUGUUUCCUCACUUUUAAAUAAUGGUUUAAUUUGCCACAAUUGCCUACGAAACUCUGGACAUAAUCUCAUGAAAGAUUCUGUUCCAGACGACAGUACAGUGUUUAGCGUUCGUAAGGACAUUAUGUGCUUUGCAAGAUCCUCAAAUGGCUUUUAGAAACCAUCUAGACAUGUGUCGUCGCUACAACAUUGUAACAUGCCUAAACUCUGUGUUUCUGCAAGGUGGUUCUACAUUUAAAGUGUUUAAUAAGUUUAAAGCAAAAUGCCUCUUCAAUGCAAGUGAUUUUUUACAACCGCAGUUUCUCAACAAAAUGUCAUUUUUUGUAGUUUUAAUAUCUUUUUCUAAUGCUAACAUUGUACAAGUAUUUUUAAACAGUUCAGAUUUUUCUAAAGUUGUUCUAAUUCUCUCUGUUUUUUUUUGUUUAUGUUGACCUUAAUGGGUAGGUCAUUAAUUUUUUUCAGCACUGAACCAUUUUUAAGUGUACAUAGAAAUGUUUGUGAAGAAUUGUAUAUAGUUUGCUGUUUGGACAUUAAAACAAUCCAGUUUGGGCUACCAUGUUAGUUUUAAAUUGAUAGGUACCCCAUUGUUACACCUACUAGCCUACUAGAUAUUAUGAACUCUCUUGUGUCCUUAGAAAGCUGGAGUAGUUUUCAUGAAGUUAUUGUUUGGUUACUAUCACAUAUGCAUAAGGAAAUCAAUUCUACCAAAAUGGCAGAUCAAAAUUUUCAUUAAAAAUUUGCACCUUUUCCUAUAUCCAGAAUUUACCCCCUUUAUCUGGUGGCACAAUAGGUUAAACCCUUGUGCUGGCAGGACUGAAGACUGACAGGUUGGGAGGCUCGAAUCUGGGGAGAGUGCUGAUGAGCUCCCUCUGUCAGCUCCAGCUCCCCAUGCGGGGACAUGAGAGAAGCCUCCCACAAGGAUGGUAGAACAUCAAAAUAUCUAGGUGUCCCCCGACAACGUCAUUGCAGAUGGCCAAUUUUCUCACACCAGAAGCAACUUGCAGUUUCUCAAGUAGCUCCUGACAUAAAACAUUUUAAAAAUGUGUUUUUUGUUAAAAGGUUUUUAAAAUAUGUUUAUUAUAGUUGCAUGCACUAGUGGAGAAGAUAAUCCUGGGUAAUUUGACUCAGUCUUUCUUCUUCUUCUUCCCUUGCUUUCCCCACCUUGCACUCCUUUCUCCUGUCUUUUUGUGUUUCCACAUUCAAAUUAUAUUUGCAAUGGGUCUAAAUAGCAAGAAAAGCACUGGCACAGAGACAAUUCAUUUCACAAAGGCUUGUCUAUAGAUUCUUCAUAAAUACCACUGAAAUGAUGGAAAUGUAUUCUGCAGCUACCUUAUAACUCCUUCUCUAAAACAAAGAGACAAAAUUAGGCAAAGGAGUCAAAAUAAAUAUUUUUUUUAAUCCUUUAAAUUAAGGGAAAAGAAAUGUAAAACAUUUUGAGCAAAAGUUGGUAUGCACUCUUCCCACAAAUACACACACAGAGACACACACAGAAAUGCAACAAUUUCACUUUAAAAUGUUUGGUUGAGACAAACAUUAGUGCUGCAAUACUGAAAUAGUGGGCCUUAAAUAGGUUAGUUGCUUUUGUGUAGAAAUGCUCGUGUCUGAUGCACAUGAUUAUAAAUUUGGCAUCUCCUGGAAUUUGUCCAAGUGGCAGUUGUAUGCCUGUAAAGUAAGGUGUUUAGGGACACUCUGGAAGUGCUACUGAUUUUGUCAGAAAAAUAGUCUAUGUAACUUUCUGUUCAUAUUUAUCUCAAUAAAUCCCAUGAUUGUUUUAUCAAA
Anolis sagrei ordinatus is the source of this 7502-nucleotide messenger RNA. RefSeq names its product serine/threonine-protein phosphatase 4 regulatory subunit 1-like. NCBI's taxonomy places the organism in Eukaryota, Metazoa, Chordata, Lepidosauria, Squamata, Anolidae. The record is from RefSeq and is a predicted model, not a curated record. Gene Ontology annotation, biological process: protein dephosphorylation. Gene Ontology annotation, molecular function: protein phosphatase regulator activity; protein binding.